UCCAACUCUGACCCAGAGAGCGAGUCUGAUUUGGAUCCUGGAAGACAAAGCCAUGUAAGGUCUGUGGAAAUCGCUGCUGCCCGGUUCUAGACCCGCCCCCAGCCUUGGCCCGUCCUCCUUCCCCCAGCUUUGUUGUGUACUUUCCAGCCUCCAGUCUACUAUGUGCCUAACUCCCAGGAGCCCCAGCCAGCAUCCAGGAGCCUGCCAACAUAGGAGCCAAGAGAGACCCUCUCCUGCGGGCCUGAGAACACACGUCUCCACCCCGGUUCCAUCCUCUGGUUCAUGUGGCAAUGAACCAGAAGGCCACCCUGGUACUCCUUGCCCUGGCUGUUAUCACCAUCUUUGCCUUGGUUUGUGUCCUGAUAGCUGGCAGGGGUGGAGAUGGGGGUGAAACCAGUCAGCCUCCCCACUGCCCCUCCGAAUCGCCCAGUGCCCAGCCCUGGACCCAGCCUGGCCAGAGCCAGCUCUUUGCGGACCUGAGCCGAGAGGAACUGACUGCUGUGAUAAGCUUUCUGACUCAGCACCUGGGCCCUGGGCUGGUGGAUGCAGCUCAGGCCCGGCCCUCGGACAACUGUGUCUUCUCAGUGGAGUUGCAUCUGCCCCCCAAGGUGGCAGCCCUGGCCCACCUGGACAGGGGGAGCCCUCCACCUGCGCGGGAGGCCCUGGCCAUCAUCUUCUUUGGUGCACAAGCCCAGCCCAACGUGAGUGAGCUGGUGGUGGGGCCACUACCCCGCCCAUCCUAUGUGCGGGAUGUGACCGUCGAACGCUACGGAGGCCCCCUGCCCUACCACCGACGGCCUGUGCUGGCCCGAGAGUACCUGGACAUAGACCACAUGAUCUUCAACAGAGAGCUGCCCCAGGCUGCUGGGCUCCUCCACCACUGUUGCUUCUACAAACCCAAAGCACGGAACCUGGUGAUAAUGAUCACAGCUCCCUGUGGUCUCCAAUCAGGGGACCGGGCCACCUGGUUUGGCCUCUACUACAACAUCUCAGGGUCUGGAAUAUUCCUGCACCCUGUGGGCUUGGAGCUGCUGGUGGACCACAAGGCUCUGGACCCUGCCCACUGGACUAUCCAGAAGGUGUUCUACCAAGGCCGCUAUUAUGACAGUCUGGCCCAGCUGGAGGACCAGUUUGAGGCAGGCCUGGUGAAUGUCGUGCUGAUCCCAAACAAUGGCACAGGUGGGUCCUGGUCCCUCAAGUCCCGGGUGCCCCCGGGUCCAGCUCCCCCUCUGCAGUUCUACCCACAGGGUCCCCGCUUCAGUGUCCAAGGGAGUCAAGUGUCCUCCUCAUUGUGGACUUUCUCCUUUGGCCUCGGGGCUUACAGUGGCCCAAGGAUCUUUGACGUCCGCUUCCAGGGAGAACGGCUAGCUUAUGAGAUCAGCCUCCAAGAGGCCCUGGCCUCCUAUGGUGGAAACUCCCCAGCAGCAAUGGUGACCCACUAUAUGGAUGGCAGCUACGGCAUGGGCAAGUACUCCACGCCUCUGACCCGUGGGGUGGACUGCCCCUACCUGGCCACCUAUGUGGACUGGCACUUCCUUUUGGAGUCCCAGGCCCCCAAGACACUACGCGAUGCCUUUUGUGUAUUUGAACAGAACCAGGGCCUCCCCCUGCGGCGACACCACUCCAAUUUAUACUCUCACUACUUUGGGGGCCUCGCGGAGACAGUGCUGAUUGUCAGGUCUGUGUCUACCUUGCUCAACUACGACUAUGUGUGGGAUAUGGUCUUCCACCCCAAUGGGGCCAUCGAAGUCAGGUUCUAUGCCACGGGCUACAUCAGCUCAGCGUUCCUCUUUGGUGCGGCCCAGAGGUACGGGAACCGAGUUGGAGAGCACACACUGGGCACCGUCCACACUCACAGCGCCCACUUCAAGGUGGAUCUGGACAUAGCAGGACUGGAGAACUGGGUCUGGGCUGAGGACAUGGCCUUUGUCCCCACUGCGGUGCCCUGGAGCCCCCAGCACCAGAUACAGAGGCUGCAGGUGACCCGGAAGCUGCUGGAGACCGAGGAGCAGGCUGCCUUCCCCCUGGGAGGGGCGGCCCCUCGCUACCUGUACCUGGCCAGCAACCAUAGCAACAAGUGGGGUCACCCACAGGGCUACCGCAUCCAGGUGCUCAGCUUUGCUGGGGAGCCGCUGCCCCAGAGCAGCUCCAUGGAGAGAGCCAUCAGUUGGGGCAGGUACCAGCUGGCAGUGACCCAGCGGAAGGAGGAGGAGCCCAGAAGCACCAGCAUCUACAAUCAGAAUGACCCUUGGACCCCGACUGUGGCCUUCGCAGACUUCAUCAACAACGAGACCAUUGCUGGAGAGGACUUGGUGGCCUGGGUGACAGCUGGCUUCCUGCACAUCCCACAUGCCGAGGACGUUCCCAACACAGUGACUGUGGGCAACAGUGUGGGCUUCUUCCUCCGACCCUACAACUUCUUUGACGAGGACCCUUCCUUCGACUCUGCUGACUCCGUCUACUUCCGGGAGGACCAGGAUGCAGGGGCCUGUGAGGUCAACCCCCUGGCUUGCCUCCAUCAGUCUGCUGCCUGUGCCCCGGACCUCCCUGCCUUCUCCCAUGGGGGCUUCUCUCACAACUAGCUGAUCCCUGGGAUGGGAAGUCUUGCCAGGGGCUCCAGGGCCAGCGUGUGGGGAGAGGAGGCAGCUGGGCACCCUGGCUCCCUGAUCUCUUUCCUCACAUUCCUGGCAUCCCCUCCCCUCCCCGUUUGUCCUUUCCGUUUCAUCACCCUCCCUUGUACCCGAUUCUGCCAGGAACAUUCUGAGGCUGUGAUGCCUCUGACACAGGGGGACUCAGCUUUGUUGAUCUCGGACAUGCUGGGUUCCCACCCAGAGAGGAAAGGCAUAGCCCAGUGGAAGCCUGGAGUGAUGACCAAGCUUUGCCCCACAGGACUUUUUUUUUUUGCAUUCGUUUUCCCACUUCUUCUUAGGCCAUCUCCGGGUGUCUCCUGGGUCUCCAAAGUCCCUCCCUUGGAAGAUGAGGAUGGAGGCUCAGCAAUGGGGAUUGCCCCAGGAGACUCCAGGGCAGGGUUCCUGCUUGUCCACAGAUGUGCUGGAAGGGCCCCUCUGCCUACAUUCCCACGCAUCCUCUUCCUUUUCUCCCUUCCCCUCCUUCCUCUCACUCCCUUCUCCUCCUCUUAUAUCCUGGGAUAUCCCUCAAGGUCCUGAGGUCCCUCUGCCCUAACCCGUGGUGCUUCCCAGCCCUCAUUUCUCUACUUCAGUCUCCUCUGCAGCCCCUAGCCCUGUGGAAAUCUCGAAAAUGCAAGAGGAUAUCUAGUUUGAGGGGACAAUCCCUGUCGGUCCCGCUGUGCCUGUCACCUACUCCAGUAGGAGUUGUACUCACCCGCAUCCUGGGGUAGGGUUGUGCUUCCAGGCAGUUCCCUCUACUCAUUUGUGUCUGUGUGCCUUGCCCCAGUGGAGGGGUAGUUAAGUGCUCAGCUGCUAACCAAAAGGUUGGCAGUUCAAACCCAUCAGCCACCCCAUGGGAGAAAGAUGUGGCAGUCUGUAAAGUUUAUACCCUUGAAGUCCACUCUUACAUCUGCUAUUCAACAUUGUACUUGAAGUCCUAUCUGGAGUAAUUAGGCAAGAAAAAGACAUAAAAGAUAUCCAAAUUGAGAAGGACAGAAAAAAAAAGAUUACAGCCUUGGAAACCCUAUGGAGCAGUUCUCCUCUGUCCUACAGUGUCGCCAUGAGCUGGAAUUAACAGCAACAGGUUUGGGUUUUUUUUUUUUUUUUUUUUGGCCUUGCACUCUUUAGAGAGGAUACUCAUAGUGACAGCAGCAGUUCAAGUUAGCGUUUUAGGUAACUUUGUGGGUUGUGUGUGACCAGUGGCCUCUACCUGGAGCUGCCCCUGCGGGAGGUUGGGGUGGAAAACAGAAAGCACCUGGACCAUCCAAUCAUGUGCAGGCAUGCAAAUGAGCCAUGACCUCUGGUGGGGACACAGCCUCUAGGGCCUCCCACCACUCAUUGCUGUCCGUCCUGGGGUGUGGAUUGGGAUGGGCACAAAGAAAUAGCAUGAGAUUGGGAACAACGGAAUCAUCCUUCCAUAGGGGACUGGCUAAAUAAAUUCUGAUACAGCCUUGCAAUGCAACGCUGUGCAGCUAUAAAAAAUUGUAUCUUUCUAUAUCCUAAUAGAGAAUAAUUGUCAAAUGAAAGAGGCAAGUGCAGAAGUGGUUAGAGCACUUCCCAUUUGUGUUUUAGAAAGGAGGAGAAUAUAAAUACAUAUUUGCAUAUAUAUGUGUAUUCAGAAGAAACGGGUGCCCAGGUUGCCUCUGUGGCAGGGAACCCAGAGGGAGAGAACAGGAGAGGGGGGACUUGGUACUGUGCAGUAAAUCCCCACUUACGGACAUCCAACUUUCUAACAACUGGUAGUUACCCUUUAGUGUUACGUAAAUUUGCCCUCACUCUGAAACCAUUGAACCAACCCCUACUCGCAACGAAUUCUUCAUCACAGCCACCUUCAUUUGCUGUACCUGCAGCUUUUUUUGUGUGUGCUUUCAGUGAAAGUUUACAAAUCAAGUCAGUCUCUCAUACAAAAACUCAUAUACACCUUGCUAUGUACUACUAGCUCACGUGCAGCUUUAAAAAAAAAAAAAAAAAGCAGCUUUUAGGUCACUGAAAAGGCUUUGAACCUUUCUUGCAGUCAAAAAAAAAAAAAAACCAAACCCGUUGCUGUGGAGAUUCCAACUCAUAGCAAUCCUAUAGGAUGGAGUAGAACUGCCCCAUAGGGUUUCCAAGGACCAUCUGGUGGGUUCGAACUGCCGACCUUUUGGUUAGCAGCCGAAGUCUUAACCACUGCACCACCAAGUAACCUGAAUAAGAACUGUAUGCUACCUGUUCUGACUUACCUACAAAAUUGACUUAAAGACAUGGAUAGGAAAAGAUCUCAUUUAUUAUAACCCAGGACUGCCUGUAUACCCUUUUGUACAUUUUGAGUUUUGAACCAUGUGACCAUAUUAUCUGUUCAAAAUAAAUAAUAAAUGAGUCCAAACAGGUACUGACAUUUUUUUUUUUUUAGG
Loxodonta africana (African savanna elephant) is the source of this 5017-nucleotide messenger RNA. Its product is annotated as amine oxidase copper containing 3. Gene Ontology annotation, biological process: response to antibiotic; amine metabolic process. Gene Ontology annotation, molecular function: copper ion binding; quinone binding; primary methylamine oxidase activity. Bases 291 to 2582 code for a protein of 763 amino acids. Lineage: Eukaryota; Metazoa; Chordata; Mammalia; Proboscidea; Elephantidae. Gene Ontology annotation, cellular component: plasma membrane; early endosome; Golgi apparatus. The transcript has 4 exons. The record is from RefSeq and is a predicted model, not a curated record.